AUGGUCCAGCGAGCGAUCGGAUUUGACGUGGCGAGGGCGAUAAUGCGGGGGAUCCCCAUAGCGGUCACCCUCCGCAACUUUGGCCAGUUAUGGAAAACCUCACCUCUAGAUCUAGACAGGCAUUCUCAGACAGAGCUGUGGAGCAAGUCGCAGCCUGUUGAGAGCUUCGAUGUCUUCUUUUCGCAUACCUGGCAAACACCAGGUAGCAAGAAAUUCCUCUCGUUACUGUUCCAGUUCGGGUGGCGCACGGCGAUGGCAAACUGCGUGUGUUGUACAACGCUAGUGUUUCUCCUGGCUGCCUCUGGUGCACUGCCAAUGACGUCCUUAACCUGGCCAGUCAAUGUCGUUGGCUUCGAGAUGUCCUGCCCUUUUGCUCCAUGGAUCUACCUCACUGGCACCCUGUCACUGCAGAUUUUUCUCUUCCUGUUUCCAUAUUGCACCCGCGCGAGCUCUUCGCCGAAAUGCUUCCUUGAUGUGGUCAGCAUUCAUCAGACUGACAAGACCAUGAAGCAGCGAGGCGUGUACGGGCUGGGAGGUUUCCUGAGUGUCUCGAAAGAGAUGCGUGUUCUGUGGUCGCCGCCGUACCUGACUCGCCUUUGGUGUGUCUUCGAACUCGCGGCCUUUCGCAAGGCGAAUCCAUCCAAGCCUUUGAACCUCAAGCCGCUCUUCGUGGAAAGCCAGGUCUUUCUUCUCAUCCUGGCAAGUGGCCUCUGCGCUGGAAUCUAUAUUGCAGUGCGAACUGGCCAAGGCAUCGUUGCUGUUGCGAAUCUUGCCAUGACGCCUUUAUUGCUCUUCGUGCACUUCAACCGAAAGCUCAUGCGGGAGGAGAAAAUGCUUAAAGCAUCGCUCGAGACUUUCGACCUCAAGGACGUAGAAUGCCACCUGGCAGCGGACAGGGCUUUCGUAUCACUGGCCAUCACUGCUUGGUACGGAAGCGAGGAAAGCGAGGAAGCCUUCACAGAGUACAUCCGUGGCCCGCUGAGGGAUGAGCUGCUGGCAGGCUCCGAACUGGAGCUCCCAAUGAAGUCACUUGUUCCGCCGUUUGACGUCUUUAAACUUGUUGGUUAUGGGUUGUUUAUCGCAGCAAGCCCGUUCUGCAUGCUCAUCGAUGUUGUUGUAGCCAUGAUCCGCGCUGGCGCGCCGGUCGAUGCUGUGCUCGCUGAGUUCAUUGGUCUAGGGCUUGGAGUCACUUUUUUCUGGAACAUGUUGUGCGUCAAGAUCAUGUGGACUCUGUGCAGUCGAUGGGCCUGCCAUAGCUCAUCAUGGGUCUGGGACUGCCUUGUGAGCUUGGUGAUUUUUUUGGUGUUUCUGCUUCUCCUUGCAGUAAGCAACAUCAUCGUUACCAGCCUCUUGACAAUCUCGACGACAGGCGCAAUGGCUGCUGGCAUCGGUUUGUCUGUUAGUGCCCAUCCUGGUCUAUUCUAA
Molecule: messenger RNA, 1425 nt
Organism: Symbiodinium pilosum
Lineage: Eukaryota; Dinophyceae; Suessiales; Symbiodiniaceae
Source: the annotation of a GenBank genome assembly